This is a messenger RNA of Mytilus trossulus (common blue mussel), 1793 nucleotides long. RefSeq names its product cyclin-D-binding Myb-like transcription factor 1. Gene Ontology annotation, molecular function: RNA polymerase II cis-regulatory region sequence-specific DNA binding; DNA-binding transcription factor activity, RNA polymerase II-specific. The transcript has 3 exons. Bases 68 to 1036 code for a protein of 322 amino acids. Lineage: Eukaryota; Metazoa; Mollusca; Bivalvia; Mytilida; Mytilidae. Gene Ontology annotation, cellular component: nucleus. Gene Ontology annotation, biological process: regulation of transcription by RNA polymerase II. The record is from RefSeq and is a predicted model, not a curated record.
CAAACAGAUCGUUUCCUUUCCCCUUCGAAGAAAGCCCAUUAACGUCUAUGAAGAAAUUGUGGAUAUAAUGGAGAGAAGAAAUCCAUCCAGGGGAAUACAAUUGUUUGUCGAUGAGGAAACCGACAAACUUAUCCAUCCCUAUAACAGUUCAAAUAAGAAAACUCGUGAAGAAUGGGAAGCCAUGGAAAUAUACUACAAGUAUGGAAAAUGGACAAUUGAAGAGAAGAAAAAACUGCUAGAAAAUUGGAAUUGGUAUCUUGAAAAAUAUGGAUCUGCUUUCGAAAACCCUUUAGAUUUACUAGACAGGAGGGGAAAUCAGGAUUUAAUUAAUCUGAUGAAAUAUUCAGAUUUCUUUCUGGUCAUUGCAAGGUCAUUAAAUAGGUCAACAGCUUCCUGUUACUUAAAACUGAGACGAGAUGUACGUACAGUAUCUUUGAAAAAUGGAUCUUUUUCUGAAAUAGAGUUGAAGAAAUUGAAAAAACUAUCAAAAAAACAUAAAAACAAUUAUCGGGCCAUUGCUGACAAAAUGGGACGUGACCGCCAGUCAGUAAAGGACAAAUUACGUCGUCAUGGUAAAACAGUAAAGAGCCGGAACUGGACUGCUGAAGAAGAUGAAAACUUAAUUAAAGCCCUACAAGAAGUUACUGGUUUACACAACCUGGAUGAAAUAAAACAACUGGAAAUUCCUUGGAGGACAGUAGCACAGCUUGUGCCCACCAGACACGAGGAACAAUGCAGGGCACAUUUCUCUUUCUUAAAACGUUGGAAGCUUCAAAACAUUGAUGAGAAUGCUAGUAAAUUGAAAAAAUGGGGAAAAAAAGAGUCACAUCGGUUGAUAGAUAUUUUAUCCAAUGGAGACUAUUUUUUUGAAACGGAUAUUGAUUGGAACGAAGUUAAUCAAUCAUUUGUCGAUGUCAGUCCAUCAGCAAGUUAUACACAAUUACAGUUCUAUAAACUGAAAAGUGGUAUACCAGAUUUCCAUAAAAAAACAUUUUCUGAUUUGUUAGUAGAAAUUAGUUCCAGUCAUAAACACUAAUCAUGUUAAUAAUUAAUAGGUCUGGACAAUUAUAUAUGCACAUUGAGUAGUUAAAAGCUAUAUCAGAUAUGAAUAUGAAUAUCACAGAUGAACGCAUUAUCAAUUAAAGUUGAGGGGUUCAUAUUUUUUGAAUUUUGAAAAAAAAAAUAAAGCAAUGAAUGAUAUCUAUCAGAGAAAAGGAAAUUUGUUCUGCAACCUACAUCCAAUAUUUUUAAUAUUGUAUCAAAAAUUUCCCCAAACUGUUCAGGGUUUAAUCCCUGCACAGCCUACAGUCGUAUCAGGCUGCACUUAGUGAAGCAUUUUAUUUGUUUUUGGAAUGAAUGAGAUAUUAGAAGUUUGAAAAAUUUUGAUGAUAUAAAACCUUAUACAAGAGUUUGAUGAAAGAAAAACAUUAAGACAGCCAAGUUCCUAAUUUAAUGAAAAUUUCAGAGAUUGCAUUGAUUUUAAAUUUUGGUGUAUAGAUGUUUAUCUUUUGAACAUGAUGUCAAUGACCUUCAGUUGCGGAUCCAGGGGGAGGGUUCCAGGGGUUGGAAUACCUCUUUUUUUUGGAUGAUCAAUGCAUUUGAAAGUGGACAUAUAGUUGGACACCCCCCUUUUUAAAAUGGCUGGAUUCGCCCCUGAUCUUGGUUAAAUAAACUGACAUUUAAAAUAAAAAAAAAACUAUUUCUUUUGUAAAAACACCAAUUUUUACCAGCUACUUAUGGAAUAAAAUAUAAGCAAAAAUGCUACCAUUAAAAAUAAAUUAUGUUCUAAAUUA